AAGUGCAGCCUUUAUAUUCCAAUAAAAAACACAUGAAUGUCAAGUUUUACAGAGCUACCCAUUUAGUUGGUUUUCGUUUACAGCAAUGCGGGUGACAGUUAUCGCCACAACCUUCCUCCUUCUUCUGCUCUUAAAUGGUAGUAUCCUGGAUGUGCCUGCGUGCUGGGCUGAAGGGAAAACUGUCUCCAAACGACACGUCAGACGAGACUGGCUCAUCAUCCCUGACACAAUAGCCUUCGGUAUCUACCAAGCUGUGAACCGCGUAUCUCCGGACACCGGAAUGUUUCUUAUGGGAAUAUUUGAGUCAGAUGCUGUGCAGAAAACAAGGGGCUUCGUAAUAGAGAAAACAUCCAAGAUGACCCUGAAAGCUGAAGAAUAUUACCAAAAAUUCACCGACUUUCUGGAUGAAAAGAAGUAGGUCAACUAGAAGAAUGGACCGCCAAAGAAAAAAAAAACAUGGGAAAAAAUAUAACAAAUUUCUGA
Molecule: messenger RNA, 483 nt
Organism: Rana temporaria (common frog)
Lineage: Eukaryota; Metazoa; Chordata; Amphibia; Anura; Ranidae
Product: apovitellenin-1-like
Exons: 4
Coding region: 86-418 (110 amino acids)
Biological process (GO): lipid metabolic process
Cellular component (GO): chylomicron
Molecular function (GO): enzyme inhibitor activity
Source: RefSeq, a predicted model, not a curated record